Messenger RNA from Sphaerulina musiva SO2202, 3759 nucleotides. RefSeq lists its product as uncharacterized. The transcript has a single exon. NCBI's taxonomy places the organism in Eukaryota, Fungi, Ascomycota, Dothideomycetes, Mycosphaerellales, Mycosphaerellaceae. The record is from RefSeq and is a predicted model, not a curated record. Gene Ontology annotation, biological process: regulation of transcription by RNA polymerase II. Gene Ontology annotation, cellular component: nucleus. Gene Ontology annotation, molecular function: DNA-binding transcription factor activity, RNA polymerase II-specific. Bases 1 to 3759 code for a protein of 1252 amino acids.
AUGCUGAUACCCGCUCCUGUCAGACUGCGCUACUGGUUCUAUCCAAUUGGGAACACUCCUGCAGUGAACUUGCUGAGAGACCGACCUCCUUCGGAAGGGUCAGCAACGAGAAUUCUGUGCCUUGCUUGUGGCGACGUCAGGAAUAUCCUCUUCACACUGUCAACAGAGGCACCAUCUGCAAAUCGCUCGUAUGAAUGGGCCUUUUGCGACUCUGAGCCGGCCGUGCUGGCUCGGAAUGUCUUUCUUCUCGCUUUUCUGGCAGCAAGGCCAUCCAAGGGUAACGAGGCUUCAGAAGUGGACCACCUAUGGGAGCUCUACUAUCACGUAUUCAUUGGUUCCGAUGCGAAGAAGAUGCUCGCACGGCACGCGGCACACCUGAUUGAGGCAUCGAGAUCAAGCAACGAGUGGAACAAGUCGCGUUACGGCGUGGCAAUCAGGUUUUAUAGCGAAAGUACCUUGCAAGAGAUGCGACAGUACUGGCAGCACUAUUUGGACGCCUGUACUGAUGACAAAGAGCGCGAGAUCAGGGACGCUGCGCAGGAAAUGGUGAGACAGUACCGACUUGAUGAGGGCCGCGUUUUUCCCGGUGGCACACGAGCCACAGGAGUACAUGCCUUAUCGUCUUCUCUGGUCAUGAGUGCGGCCUUCCGUGCUUACUGGAAGACCGGCGUGGUUGCAGGGAACAGCAACGAUUGUUCUGCCCUGAAGCACGAUGGCGGCGGGCACGCCAACCCCCUGAUGUACGUUUCAUCAGCGCCAUUCGGCCAGUUCGCGGUUCACUACGGCACAGAUCCCCUCCAUGGUUUUCAUCUGGCUGAAGUGUUCGAUGCGCCGGGAGGAGAACCAGACAUGCUGCAACGAUUAGCCAGAACCGCAAAGUCGCAAUUUCGUGAAUGGUGCGCAAGCUUUACAAAACACAUUCGAAUGGGAGGUUUGCGCAUGUUCUUCCAUUGUGGCGAGGCCGUUGGCAUGUGCUACGAGCUCCAAAGUCAAGCAAAAGGUCCAUGUCUCUUCGAGGUCCCGCCACAUCUGCACACCUAUUCACGUCCGUGGUCGAGCUCGUGCCUCGACCUCAGUCUGGGACGAGGCAUGGACGCAUGCUCCUCCUUCGACGUGAUCGACACCUCCAACAUAAGCGACCAUGUUGGCAUAUUGAACUUGAUACCUGCAAUUCAACCUCUGUUGAACGAUAGCGCCCUCUCAGUACUUUACACAGAGACUCUGCUGCUUGCUGCCGAAGAAGCCACUCGGUACCUUGACGAGCUCUUGCGAGUGGAUGUGGUAUCGUUUGGACUCGUCGCUGGCAUCGCACCCACAGCGUCUCUUUUGGGAAUUACGAGCGAACAUUUCGGCUCCGAAGCCCUUCUGGGUCAUUAUGGACGUAACACAGGAGGCCAGUCCCAAAUGCGUAUGCGCAUCUCGUGGAAGAAGCCUUCCGGAGGCGAUUGCUUGGCAGCACCGGUUGUAGCGCCCCUGGUUCUCGCCGAUGCAGAUGAUAUGGCCUCUUUGCUCUUCCAAUGGUAUCUCAACAUGUUCGCUGCAUCGGAGGAUAUGAGUGCCCUGUGGUCUGUGUCUCGCAGAAGGGUCCACACUUCUCUGUCGCACGACCUGGGUCCUUACACGCGCACAACACUGAUUGCUCUCAUCGGUCUGGCUCGCAAGCAUGUCCAAACAGACUGGUCGAGGUGCAUUGGGCUGCUCAUGAACAAGAUCCAGGACGACAGAACACUAAUGAUAGGGAGUAACUCGUUGCAAGAACUCUCGAUGCUGUUGCACAUCGCGGGGAUGUACGAGGUGACUGCUUUGAAUAUGCCUCCCAGGGCUGCGGCAAUGACAAUGUCGGCAACUGGGAACUCUUGCGAAACGGAGGCGUUGCGCAAAUGGCCUGACAUGCCCAGUGUGGUAGCUGUAGCACUAGUCGUGCCCAGGGACAGGCUACACGUGCUCACCUCAGCAGAUCUCAACCGGGUCGGGACCCCUGGAUUUCAUCUCUCCGUCUAUCAAGAGAUGAUGUUCGACAACAGCUUCCAUUCCAUUCAUGCCUGCUUCGGUAAACUUGUCAUCGAUGAAGAUAGCGAAACGAGUACCAUAGAAGAGGAUGCUCUGGGUUGGAGAGGACAUUCAGAUCUGAUCGUCACUGGUCUUGUUUCCGCGUUCCAGUUCCUCAUGGGAGAACAGAGCGAGACACGAGCCGCUCUUGUACUAAAUACAUGCGCCUCCAACGCCUACUUCAUGCCCAGCCUGGGGCCCCAUAUGAGGCUCUUCACCACUUCCACCGACGAUCCACAAAACUUCCGUAUUCUGCCCACGCUUCCCGGAGUACGUCGGUCAGAGCAAGCAACUUUACUGCCUAAGCAAUAUGACUCUGGACGUGCUGAGCCAAUAGUAUCUGUCUCGCCAAGAGAUGGGCGUCUCGACCUUCUGACGUUUCGGCAAGAUUGUUCCAGCAAUAGCGAGCGUGGCCAUUUGCAAGAUGGCUUGGACGUCCAGACCAUUCAGGAGAGUCCAUGCACGAUCACCCUCAAGCUGGGGAAACAAUGCCGAAGACUGUGCUUUCCGUUUCCUGUCGAUGGAUCACAUAGCAGAACCAGGAUCGCACGCAAGCAGCUCUGGGUGGAGGUUAUUGUUCCGAUAUCCUAUGCUGCGCGUCCGAAUGGCUAUGCAUUGCGACCAUUUCCUGUCGUGUUCGAAAAGGGCCAGUCUAUGUCUUGGGGAAUGGGUCGAAUCAAUCUCGCCGAGAGUCCGAUUGUGGCCGCGGAUAUGUCGCUGGAUACUUUGAGCGCCUUCUUAGGCAUGACUCUCAGCGCAAAGGAGAAAGACUCCCGGGGAGCUGAAUCUUCUCAGGGGUCGACUUUCUCCCGUUCGCUUUUCGACAUGAAAGAAUCACUGGCUCUUCUGUUCACGAGCUUUGCAUGUAAGAAUAGCAGCUCCGGUCGCAAAUGGCAGGCAUUCCGACUUGCUGUUGACAACGACUCGGACACGUUAAUCUUCGCCAAUGCUCUGCGACAUGACCAAGACUCGGGCUCCAUCUGCCUGGAUGCCCAUGUCGUCCCAUUGACACCUCCCCGCGUCCAGAAACUGCAUCGAGCCCUCACAAAAACCGCUUCCCAGAUGCUGAGUAUCAGACUCAGCGACCAGGAGGCAAUUCUCUGGAAACACAUCCUGCCGGCCUUGGUUGAGCGUUGUCGACAUUCCUGGCAGCACCAGCCCACGUGUGAAUACCACAAGAACAACAUCAACAUCAACUCCUCACCAGAAGCAGAAGCAGCAACAACAACAACAACAAAAACAACAACAACAACAACAACAACAACAAAUUGUCCUCUCAGCAUCCUCCACGGCCACUCACCCAUCUGCUCCUGUGGCGAAGGCCAAAAAGAAGACCUUUCUCACUUUCCUCGUGAAUUCUCCUCUCAUGGUUUCGCGCAAUUCGCCACGAGAAUUGCGCUUACACCUCUCUCGGCACAUCCCAUGGUGGAGGCCAUGGCGUUGAAUCUGCUGCUGGGAGAUUCGAAGUUGUCAGCAUCAUCAGCAUCAUCGUCAUCGUCAUCAACAGCAGAAAAACCGCGGCGGAAAGAUGGAGAGAAAGAGAAGGAUGGAGCGAAAGAGAAAUGUGGCUGUUGUGGACGAGUCGCUGAUCUCAAAGCAUGUGCGGGAUGUGGAUUGGUGAAAUAUUGUAAUAAAGACUGUCAGAGGCAGGAUUGGAAGGGUCAUAAAGUGGAUUGUGGCAAGGGGAAGAAGAGUGUCAAGAAGGGUUGA